CACGGUGGGAGCUCCCGAGAGGCGGCGAACAAAGUCCGAGGCUCGGCGCUGCCGAGGAUAGCUAUCCAUCCAGAGAAUUAAACAUCCUGAAGAAUGGCUUUACUUAUCUCCAAGUAUCUGGCUGAAAAUGUCAUAUUUCUUCUGUUUGUAAUCUCUUCUGUAAGCACGGCAGAAGCAGCUGUCACGUGUCCUGAUAAGGAUCCUGAGCUAGAAAACUGGAACCCAGGUCACAAUGAAGAAAACCGCAUUGAGAUCAGUAAUGGCAGGAAGUUCCUUCUCUCUUCUUCUGCGACUGUCCACUCUAUCCACAUCACUGAUGGAGGAAAACUGGUCAUUAAAGAUGAUGUGCAGCCUAUCAUUUUGCGUACUAGACAUAUACUCAUUGAAAAUGAUGGAGAAUUGCAUAUUGGCAGUGAGAUGUGCCCUUACCAAAGCAACGUGAUUAUCAUCUUAUAUGGGCGAGCGGAUGAUGGCAGCCAGGUGAAUCCCUACUUUGGGAAGAAGUAUAUUGGAGUAAGUAAGGGUGGCACUCUUGAGCUCCAUGGAAAGAAAAAGCUGUCCUGGACUUUCUUAAACAAGACUCUUCAUCCUGGUGGCAUGGAAGAAGGUGGAUAUUACUUUGAAAGGAGCUGGGGCCAUCGGGGUGUCAUUGUCCAUGUUAUUGACCCAAAGACGGGGGCAGUUGUCCAUUCAGAUCGGUUUGACACCUACAGAGCAAAAGAGGAAAGCAUACGUCUUGCCCAGUAUUUGGGCAGAGUUGAGAAUGGCAUGAUCCUGUCAGUUGCAGUGAACGAUGAAGGAUCUAGAAACUUGGAUGACACGGCCAGAAAAGCAAUGACCAAACUGGGCAGCAAGCAUUUCCUCCACCUUGGAUUUAGGCACCCAUGGAGUUUUAUUACUGUUAAAGGAAAUCCCUCAUCUUCUGUUGAAGACCACAUUGAAUAUCAAGGUCACAAAGGGUCAGCUGUGGCCAAAGUAUUCAAACUAUUCAAAGCUGAGAAUGGAGAACAUUUUAAUGUCUCUUCAACUAGUGAGUGGGUUCAAGAUGUAGAAUGGACAGAGUGGUUUGAGAAGCCUGAUAAAGCAAGAUCUAAGGACAUGGAGAAGCUUUCUGACUUCAAAGCUGCUCAUCCUGAUAAAAUCUGUAGGCAACCCAUUGACAUCCAGGCAAUGACGCUUGAUGGAGCUGAUUUAACAACUGAAGUGUUCUACAAGAGUGGCUAUGAUUACAGGUUUCUGUGCCAUGGGAAGGAUCAGAAAGGCGAGGGCUGCCAGAACUACAGAGUACGGUUCCUGUGUGGCAGAUCUGUGAAACCGAAGCUUACAGUAACCAUUGACACCAAUGUGAACAGCACGGUCCUGAAUCUGGUGGAUGACGUGAGCUCAUGGGAACCUGGAGACAGGCUGGUGGUUGCAAGCACCGACUACUCCAUGUACCAAGCAGAAGAGUUUGAAGUGCUGCCAUGCAAAGCCUGCAGACCCACCCAGGUCAAGGUAGCAGGGAAAGCAACAUACCUCCACAUUGGUGAAGUGAUUGAUGGUGUUGACAUGAGGGCAGAAGUGGGGCUGCUGAGCCGCAACAUCGUGGUGAUGGGCGAGAUGGAAGGGCAGUGCUAUGAGUACAGUAGCAAGUUAUGCUCCUUCUUUGAUUUCGACACCUUUGGGGGACACAUCAAGAUUGGUCUUCAUUUUAAGGCUACCCAUAUUGAAGGUCUAGAACUGAAAUACAUGGGCCAGCAGACAAUGGGACAUUACCCAAUUCAUUUCCAUAUGGCUGGAGAUGUGGAUGAGAAAGGAGGCUACAACCCUCCGACAUAUGUGAAGGAUGUUUCCAUCCACCAUACUUUUUCCCGCUGUAUCACAGUCCAUGGAUCCAAUGGUUUACUGGUGAAGGAUGCUGUGGGUUAUGAUGCACUGGGCCAUUGCUUCUUUACAGAAGAUGGACCAGAAGAGCGCAACACAUUUGAUCACUGCCUCGGACUGCUUGUUAAACCUAGCACUCUGCUCCCCUCCGACCGAGACAGCAGGAUGUGCAAGCUGAUCACAGAGGGUGCUUACCCAGGGUACAUCCCCAAACCCAGGCAGGACUGUAGUGCCGUAUCCACCUUCUGGAUAGCCAACCCACACAACAACCUGAUAAACUGUGCAGCUGCUGGAUCUGAAGAAACAGGCUUUUGGUUUGUUCUGCACCAUGUGCCAACAGGGCCAUCAGCGGGCAUGUAUUCCCCUGGCUACUCGGAGCACAUGCCGAUGGGGAAAUUCUUCAACAACCGUGCGCAUUCCAACUACCGGGCUGGAAUGAUCAUCGAUAAUGGCGUUAAAACUACUCCAGCCUCCGCCAAGGAUAAGAGACCUAUCCUGACUCUGAUUUCUGGAAGAUACAGCCCACACAAAGAUGCUGAUCCUUUGAAGCCCAGGGAACCUGCAAUAAUUGAGCACUUUAUUGCCUACAAGAACCAGGAUCACGGGGCCUGGCUGCGGGGUGGAGAUGUGUGGCUGGACAACUGCCAGUUUGCUGACAAUGGCAUUGGCCUGACCUUGGCGAGUGGUGGGACUUUUCCUCAUGAUGACGGCUCAAAGCAAGAAAUCAAGAACAGCCUGUUUGUUGGUGAGAGUGGAAACCUGGGCACUGAGACGAUGGAUAAUGAGAUCUGGGGACCUGGAGGUCUGGAUCACAGAGGAAGGACCCUGCCCAUUGGCCCAGAUUUUCCCAUUCGAGGGAUUCAGUUCUAUGAUGGACCCAUCAAUGUCCAGAACUGCACAUUCCGCAAAUUCGCUGCCCUGGAUGGCCGGCACACCAGCGCCCUGGCCUUCCGCCUCAACAAUGCCUGGCAGAGCUGCCCCAACAACAACGUCACUGACAUUCAUUUUGAAGAUGUCCCUAUUACCUCAAGGGUCUUCUUUGGAGAACCUGGCCCCUGGUUCAAUGAUCUGGAUAUGGAUGGUGAUAAAACAUCAGUUUUUCAUGAUGUGGAUGGCUCUGUAUCAGAGUAUCCAGGCUCAUAUCUGAUAAAAGAAGAUAACUGGUUAAUCAAGCACCCUGACUGCAUUGACGUGCCCGACUGGAGAGGUUCCAUCUGCAGUGGACACUUUGCACAGAUAUACAUCCAAGCCUACAAACCAGCCAACCUGAAAAUGAAAAUAAUUAAAAAUGACUACCACAAUCACCCACUCUACUUGGAAGGGGCUUUGAGCAAAAGCACUCAUUACCAGCAGUAUCAGCCAGUUAUAACUCUGAGGAAAGGCUACACCAUCCACUGGGACAAGACAGCCCCUGAAGAGCUGGCCAUAUGGCUCAUCAACUUCAACAAGAACGACUGGAUCCAAGUAGGGUUUUGCUAUCCUAAAGGGACAACAUUUUCCAUUCUCUCAGACAUCCAUAAUCGUCUCUUGAAGAAAACAUACAAAACUGGAACCUUCUACAGAGCUUCUCAAAUGGAGAAACUGGAGCACAGAUACCCUAGCAAAGGAUAUUACUAUUGGGAUGAGGACACUGGGCUGCUGUUUCUGAAACUUAAAGCUCAAAAUGAGAAGGAGAAAUUUGCUUUCUGCUCUGUCAAGGGCUGUGAACGAAUAAGGAUCAAAGCUGUGAUCCCAAAGACAGCUGGCAUCAGCGACUGUGAAGCCAUGGCCUAUCCCAAGUACAUUGAGACACCAAUAGUGGAAGUGCCAAUGCCUAAGAAGCUCUCUAGUGCACAGCUGAAGACUAAGGACCAUCUACUAGAAGUGAAAAUCGAAACUUAUAAGAAACAAUACUUCCACCUAAAGGAUGACUUUGCAUACAUUGAGGUUGAUGGUGUCAGGUUUUUCCUCACUGAUGAAGGUAUCCAACUGGUUGUGAUUGAUGGGCAUCAUGGAAAAGUUGUUGAUCGAGUAACAUUCAAAAACUCAAUUCUACAGGGAAUCCCAGCACAGAUAGAAAAUUAUGUCAACAACAUCAAAGACCACUCCAUCGUGCUGGUGACAUCUAAAGGAAGAUUCAUUUCAAGAGGACCAUGGACUAAAGUACUGGAAAGACUCGGAGCAGAAGAGGGAUUUAGGUUAAAAGAAAAAAUGGCUUUUGUCGGCUUCAAAGGCAGCUUCCGCCCGGUAUGGGUGAAGCUGGUCACUAAUGAGGACUCGGCUAAAAUCUAUCAAGCACUGCCAAUUCCUGUGGUGAAGAAAAUGAAAUUAUGAGGACACACUGCUCUGCCUUCUGGCUGCCAGCACUACCCCGUGGGAUGGACUACUGACUGCUCGCCGCAGGCACCUCGCCAGCCUGCUCCAGAGGUGUAGCGUUUUGUUGUUGUUGUUGCUGUUCAAAAUGAAACCUUACUGUAGCUAGAGUGGCCACAUGUGACAGACAAGCCUUCCUCUGUGAUCAGUGUACGUUCUGUGAUCACCAGCUCCUCAUCAGUUGACUUGCUCACUGACACCGUGUUGACUCUUGUAUUACUAAGCAAGGUUUGACCUGGUUUACAAGGUACUGGUUUUGUCAGCACCUCUGUGACAGAUUAAUUUAUGUGCUGUGCCUCGAAAGGGGAGUUCUAGGUCUGAAGGCCAUCAAGGAUUGUUGCUUUUACCAGCCUCUAAGCUGUCCAAACCCUUUUUUUUCCCUAGUGUAACUAGUGCUAGCUAGUGUAACUAGCUGCUCACAAACACCUGAUGCCAACUUAAAGGUUGGUUGAAAAUCUAAGACAGAAAGAGUAUAUUUGAAUUAUUACUUCGAUGCUGGGAAACAUAACUGGACAGUGAGAAUUUAUCCUAAAGCUUCUGUGAUGUUUGGUCAUGCUUUUUGGGAUCUGUAUUGAGCAUGGUAACCCAUGGCACAUGGCUGGGGAAGAGAGAGGAGCGGGUAAAACAUGCCAGUGGAAACUGAUGAAACCACGCGUUUCUGCUUGCUCAGAUAAUCAUAUUUCUCCUAUGGAUCAAGGUUUUUUAAUAGUGGUUGCUCAAAUAAGAUGUUUUCCUUCAAGAAGCAGCAGGAAAGCAAAGUCAAUUUGCAAAUUUAUUUUCUCAGCUUUUCCCAUAUUGUCCCUACAUAUAAUAAUGUUCAGGAUCAGUCUGGAGUGUUUGUGGUAGCCAGUCAAAGCCAUCCUGUUCAAGGCUUCCAGUUUUUACUUGGGAACACUGGGACUUACCUUAUUUAGUCUCAGAUAGGGUGAGCAAGCCUUGGUUUUCCAGGGAGGCUGGAGGGAAUAGAACCAGAUCACUCUCCUGUGUAUUGCUUUCCAAUCCUGUCCUUAGGCUUAUGGGCAUGAGUGUUUUGGUCCUGCUGGAAGGGUUGCGAGAGAUCUGGAUGGAAGAUGGCAAAGGUCUUACCAGGCAGCUGAAGAGUCAGAGUGGGAAUCCCCAUACACUAGUUAGAUGUUUGUACAGCCUUUCCCCUUCUUCAAAGAAGUAUCUGGGUAAUGAAGGCAGAUUAGCGUGAAUCAGAACUCCCAUGAGGACAUCUAUUGAAGCUGCGAAUUUACAUAUUAUUCUGUAAAACAUUGUAAGCACUUCUGGUGUUCAGUGAUAUUUCUAUCUGUGGCUCAGAAAUGCCAUGAAGGCGUCUCUGAGGGCUGUGGCUAUUGUAAGAAAUCGAAGGGUAGGGGUAAAAGACAGGAUGAUGAGCUUUUCAAAGCACACAGAAUAUCAGUUUUGUCAAUAAUAUCUGGGUUUGUUUUCCCACUUUGUCUUUGCCUGUUCCCACUGGUACAAAAUUCAUUCUAGUUGCUGAUGGUUACUUCAUUUUGCUGUGGUUUCAUUAAUUCAUGUCAUUAAGUUGCCUUUUCCCCACAGUAUCCAAAAUAUUAUCUUGCAGCUAGCAUGAAAGAACAAGAAUUUUGUGUCAUUCCAAAUGCUCGGCAGGUUUGCAAUCUGUAAACCUGGUUUGGAUCAAUUGCUGUGAAAGUCAAAGCAGCCCUGAGCAAAAUUGAUAUAGUAUUGUAGGUUACAUUCCCCUCAAGCCUCUCCUGGGUUUUGAAACUGGAAAUAUUCUUUUCAGCCUUAUUCUAUAGUUGUUCUGAACUCACUGAAUGUCAUGUGUGUUGUAUUUAGAAGAAGAGCUAAGCUUUCCCUCCCCUACUUCUCAACAAGAGUCUGUUCAUGAAGGCUCUUCAGGCAUUUGUGCCAUUUCCCGAAUGAAUGGGCAACACUUGUAAAAAUCAAGUAAAGUGGGUUGUUUUUAACUCCAAAGGCAAAUAGAGCCAGGUCCCUGAAUUCGAGCAAAUAGACUAAACCCAAGUCCCUUGAGUAGGCUAAUUUGGGUUGUCUAAACCUCUUCACUGUCCUUAGGCAAUUCUGUUGAUACCAAUUUUGGGAACAUGCUUGCUCGCAAAAGAUGGACCAAAGCAGGAGUAUUUCUUUUAUGAGCACUUGAAAAAAAACAGUGGGUGGGCAGGAAAGCCAGGCUCAAAAUGUACUUGGGUUGGGAUAUGGCUUUGUAUGACACGUAGGGUAGCGCUUGCCCUCUGUGGUGUCCUGCUUCACUGGGCCAUCAGCUGUUUCUCUUCUGCUUCCUGGAAGCACACUAAUUCCCCGGGAGGAUUAUACCAGGUGGGUCUAUUCCCUAGGCAGGUUUGUUCAGCUCCUGUGAGCAUGCUGCCUUUGUGAAGUGUAGCAUCUGAAUUUACUAUUUUGGGUAUUCUCAGGGUGAAAUCAUAACACUUGGCUCUAGGAAAAACUUCUUUCUUUUUCUUUCCUAAAAAAAUCUCAUUUUAUUAAAAGAAGAAAACUUUCAUGUAGCUUGUUCUAUCACACAAGUCUUGUCACAUGGGGCCUGUUGGAGCUAAGGUGGGUCUCAUGCUGUGAAUACAGAAUACAGGAUCACUGCAGUCUGUGAGCCUGAGGGACAAUAGAGCAUCAUAGUGGGGCAGCCACAGCUGGGAAAUGCAAAGGGCUUCUGUUGGUCUUUAUGGGAUAAAGUCAAUGUAUUGCUCUGAAGACAGAAUGAAGCCUACUACCAUCACCAGUCAGCAAUAGUUUUGUGCCAUAGGAUUACUUUUUAAUCUUUGACUGUUCUAGAAAUUGCACACGCACAUUUUGACUAGUGAAUUAUCUGACUGCUUGUUCUCUGUACACCUUGUACAGUCCCUGCACAAGCUGCAGUUCCCCUCUUUGUAAGUUUUUAUUACUGCAGAUGUUUCUAUGUUUGCCUACGCAAUUGCCAUUGGUAGAGUGGAGGGGUUUUGUUUGCAUUUUGUUUGUUUGUCUCUUUGUUUGUUUGGAUGUUUGGGGUUUUGCCUCUGUUUGAAUGCUUGUUUUACCUGUCGCCGAAACAGCUGGUCCUUUUUCGGAGUUCGAAGUUUGUACAUUUUCUUAUAGACUUUCCAAUGAAAAAAAUAUAUAUAUUUUCUAUUAAUUUAUUACAAUGGCACUAAGACAACUAAAUUGCAGACAUAUGAAGCAUUUUUACUGGAGUUUAGCAUUGUCCAGGUUGUUAAGGAGGUCAGCAAUAUGUCUUUUCUGAUAAUCUGCUUUGCACUUGAAAGCUCUCUAUGUCCGCAGACCGUGGUAAUGCAUUGACUGUCUGGGUUAUGAUGACAAGAGCUCUUGGGACGUUGGUUCCAACAGAUUGUGGCUUACAACUGAAAUAACAUGUAGUUGUUUGGAGUACACAAUGUUUAUCAAAAUAAAUAUUCAAUGCAAAUUUCUUAUUUUA
Melopsittacus undulatus (budgerigar) is the source of this 7624-nucleotide messenger RNA. It is a transcript of the gene CEMIP, whose product is annotated as cell migration inducing hyaluronidase 1. Bases 94 to 4176 code for a protein of 1360 amino acids. The record is from RefSeq and is a predicted model, not a curated record. The transcript has 29 exons. NCBI's taxonomy places the organism in Eukaryota, Metazoa, Chordata, Aves, Psittaciformes, Psittaculidae.